Molecule: messenger RNA, 2184 nt
Organism: Didymodactylos carnosus
Lineage: Eukaryota; Metazoa; Rotifera; Eurotatoria; Philodinida; Philodinidae
Source: the annotation of a GenBank genome assembly
AUGUCUACAAUAUGCGUGAAUCAUGAGCCUCCAACAUACAAAGAACAAUUAGACCGCACAGUCAAAAGGUUUCCACAUUAUGUUAAAUCCUAUGUGCAAGGUCUCUUUCCGAUUGUUGGCUGGUUACCACGUUAUAAUUUAACAUGGUUCACAGGUGAUCUCAUUGCGGGUUUGACUGUGGGUGUAAUUAUAGUUCCACAAGGCAUGGCUUAUGCUAAGAUUGCUCAGUUACCACCAGAAUACGGUCUCUACUCAUCGUUUGUCGGAUUGUGUAUUUACUGUUUCUUUGCGACGUCAAAAGAUAUUUCUAUUGGUCCCACUGCAGUAAUGUCUCUUUUGAUCGGUCAAGCUAUAUUAUCAAUUGGUACUCAUGAAUAUUCCGCUCCUCAAAUUGCUUCUUGUCUAACACUGUUUAGCGGUCUAGUUACUAUAGCCAUUGGUCUACUUCGGCUUGGUCUGUUAGUGGAUUUCAUUUCCAACCCAGCUAUUGCAGGUUUUAUGACUGGUUCAUGUAUAACAAUCAUCAUCGGUCAAUUGCCAAAAUUAUUCGGGAUACCUGGUAUCAAAUCCAGUUUAUCAGCGUAUUUAAUAUUAGGAUACACUCUUAAAGGACUUCCACACACUCAUUUAGAUCUGGUGUUUGGCGCUGUUGGUCUCAUAUGGUUGUACAGCGUCAAAUAUUCGGUCCAGUAUUUGAUUCAACGUUAUCCAAAGCGGGAGCGACUAUUGUUCUUUUUUGGAAUUGCUCGAAAUGCGAUCUUGGUCAUUGUUGGCACUUUAAUUGCUUGUUUAGUUAAUUUACACAAGACAACCAGCCCGAUCAGUAUACUAAACAAAGUCCCGUCAGGAUUCAGAUCAAUGCAUGCUCCCAUUGUUACGCCGGAUAUUUUAUCAGCAAUAAGUCCGUACAUUGUGCCGUCUACAAUUAUUUUGAUCUUAGAACACGUAGCUAUUGCCAAAUCAUUUGGAAGAAUCAAUGACUAUAAAAUUGAUCCAAAUCAAGAAAUCGUUGCUAUUGGUGUCUCGAAUAUCAUUGGAUGUUUUUUCUCCGCCUAUCCGACUACUGGUUCAUUUUCACGUACUGCCAUUAAAUCAAAAUCGGGUGUUCGUACACCCAUCGCUGGUGUAUUUAGCGCAUGCGUCGUUGUUUUAGCCUUAUAUGCUUUGACACCUGCAUUUUAUUUUAUACCGGAUGCUGUAUUGGCUGCAGUUAUUAUACAUGCUGUGGCUGAUUUGGCAACAGGUCCAAAAGUCUGGAAAGAACUAUGGGAUGUGCACCCAUUAGAAUUAUUCAUUUUUGUUUCAGCAGUUAUUAUUACUUUCUUCACAACUGUUGAGUACGGAAUUUAUACAGCCAUUGGAGUGUCGUUAUUUGUACUUCUACUUCGUAUUGCUCGUCCUCGAUUUAAUGUCCUCGGACGCAUUAAAAACAGCCGUAGUCUCUAUUUUCCAGUUGAUUAUCCCACUUUAGUUGAGUACAUAGAAUCGAGUCCAGAUGGUGUCGCUAUAUUUCGAUUAAAUGAAUCGUUGACAUAUCCAAAUGCCAGUUACAUAUCAGAUAAAAUGAUUGACCAUGUCAAGGAAAACACUCGCAGAGGAAAACCCGUUUCGAAAACCAAGGGCUCUCGUCAAUGGAACGACAAUACAAAAGCAGAGUCUAUUACUGCCCCAAAACCGUUGCUGAAAGCAAUCGUGAUUGAUUUCGCUGCGGUAGCUAAUAUUGAUUCGACAGGUAUCCAAUGCAUAACAGAUGUAAGGCAGAUUGUGGACAGAUGGGCUAAUCGUUACAUCUACUGGCAUUUUGUCAAUGUUCACUCACCGGAAGUAAGACGUAUUUUAGUCAGAUUAGGAUUUGGCACUCAAUUAAGUACUAUAUCUGCGGUUCUCAUACCAAAUGAUCGUGCUCGAAUUAAGACUGUCGUUGUUGCAACUAAUAAGUUAACUGAUAUCACGAAUGUAGAUGAGACUUUCAAAGAAAAACAUCGAUUUACGAGAACAACUGAUAUUCCAUAUUUGCAAAUAGAGCCGAAAACUGACAAGAGCUUACAACAACCGAUAGCUGUUGGGCACCAAUAUGCAUUUACGGAAGAUAAUAAUCCAGUCAUUGUUAAAGAUAUGUACAGAUUUUUUCAUUAUAGUAUGGAUGAAGCAGUUAAAGCUGCCCAAAAGUCAUACGAAUAUUAA